AUAGUUCAAGAUAAAAAUUAAAAAUACGAAAACAUAUUUAUAUAUAGAAAAGGUACAAGUUUAUAAGAAGAGAUUAACAGGAUAAAAAAUAAAUUUUACAAUUCUGUCAACUGUAACCAACGAUGAUCGACGUAACUAUCCUAUCGACCGUGCAGAAGGAAAGAAAUUGUCGGCGUCACGUCAGGUGGUGUCAAUUAGGCGCGUAUUCGCACGCGAAGACCGGAAAAAAGCGUUUAUUGGUCACAUAAUGUGUAUAUUCAAAAUAUUGCAAGGCAAGCGUUCCCACACGAAGCACCUAAAAAACACCAUUGCCUAGUAUUUUCAGUUCAUAACGAAUCAUCAUACUACGUGACAGCUUUACAAAAUGAAGAAGAACGUAGAACCCAUGAAAUCUAAAACAGACUCGAAAGAAACAGCCAACGAAAAUAAUCAAGAUACGCGUCCGGGAGACUCGGCAGAAAGUCAAAUAUCAGACGCCGAGUCCAAACCGGAAAUGUCUGACCAAGAACCAACAGUGGUGGCACCACGGAGCGGAAGUAGCUUUUUAAAGCGCGAUAAGGUGAGUGACAUCCCUCUAAAACAAUUAUCGAUCGAUUCAAAAAAUUCUUCUACGAAAACUCCCUUAAAGUUCCUGAAAAUAAUCUCGAACGAAGAAACUCAUGAAAAUAAAUGGAAAAAAUUUUGGGUUCAUCAUCGAGACAAGUUUCGACACAAGCCCGAGGAAGAUUUCACAACGAGGAAUCGAACUUUUGAAGAGAUGACGGCGGAAGUGGACGCGGUAUUCCGAAAGGCGAUUCGAAGCAUGCGAUUCGAUAGAUCCGAUACCGAUCGUCGAUAUUUUAACAUUGACGAGAGCUCUCCGGAGAAAAAUGCUGGCCAAGACGAUCACAAAAACACUGAAAGCAUUUCAGAGUUACCGCAAGCCGUCGAAGCGCCACCUCGAAGGUUAAGAUUGAGUACCGGCCGUACAAAAGACCGUAAGUUCAUGGACGUUUUGGCAGGUGAGCAAGGUACCUUUAAGAAAAAAUCCGAGAGAAAUGAUCCUACUGACAUAAUUUUUGGCGUGAACGAAGAAAAACAGAAAGAAGAUACAUUUAAAGCUAAUGGUGAAAUAUCUGACAUUAAUUUCCUCGUAGGAAUCAGUGACGAGGAGAAGUAUGUUCGAUUGGAGAAUAAGAUUAGAUCGGAUCGUUCGACUAGAAGGUGGAGUUCGUUGGAAAAUUUAGCGAGAAAGGCGGAAAACGUUGGAGAAGAUUCUUCUACAAAUAGGAUAGAGGGUUUGUCGAUCGAAAGACCAGUUCGAAGCAAAGAGAAGAGAACGAUCGGAUCUUUGAGAUCUUCGUUGGGGAGGAAGAUGGGCUCUGUGGAGAGGAUCUUGGAGGAUCAGAUAGAGAAAAUAUGGGAGGAGAAGGUGGAGAAGCAUCCGUGGCUGCUGCCUAUAGAAAGUUGGAUUGUUGAACGUUGCAGGCCCUCUGGAACGUACUCUAUCCUUCACGACAGGAAAAAUAGCGGUUUGAAGAUGGAGGAGGGGAGGUUGAGCGAGAAAGAGCAGAGUUUUGACUUCAAAUUUACUGCGCCUGAAAAGAAGGACGAGGAGGGAAGAAUAGAGAUUAAAUUGGAACAUUUAAAGAGACCGGAGAGAUCGGCAUUCGAGACUGCAAAUUUGAUUUCAAGGUUGAGGAAGUCUUCUUCUGAACAGUCGAAGGUAGAGGAGCAAGAGGUUUUGGACGCGAAGGACGUGAAGCAUCAUGAUCUGUUCGAUAAACUCAAGGGCAAUGUUAAAGAGAAAAUGGAAGAUAUUCAUAGGUAUUUUCAAAGGACCAAUCGAUUGGCGGACGUAAAUAGACGGUUAAAGUCACAGAUAUGGAGCUCCGUGGUAACGAUUGUUCUUGUGGAGGCGAAGAAUUUAUUACCGAUGGAUAUAGACGGUCUUUCGGAUCCCUAUGUCAAAUUUCGUCUCGGAACAGAAAAGUACAAGUCAAAAGUAGUGCACAAGACCCUGAAUCCCGUUUGGUUGGAGCAGUUCGAUCUCCACCUUUACGAAGAUCCUUAUUUAGGUCAAGAAUUGGAGGUCACGGUGUGGGAUCGGGAUAAAAGCCAUCAGGAUGACCUAAUGGGAAAAACGGUAAUCGAUCUGACGACGCUUGAACGUGAGACGACCCAUCGACUCUGGCGGGAUCUCGAGGACGGCUCUGGCAGCAUAUUUUUACUGUUAACUAUUAGUGGUACCACCGCUAGCGAAACGAUCAGCGAUUUAGCCGCACACGAAGACACACCUCGUGAACGCGAGCAAUUAUACCAAAGAUAUGCUUUGGUGAACUCGUUGCAGAGGGUACGAGACGUUGGUCAUUUAACAGUGAAGGUAUUCAGAGCACAAGGUCUCGCGGCAGCUGACUUGGGUGGCAAGAGCGAUCCUUUUUGCGUCUUGGAAUUGGUAAACGCAAGAUUGCAAACACAGACGGAAUAUAAAACGCUGGCUCCAAGUUGGCAGAAAAUAUUCACUUUUAACGUGAAAGAUAUCAAUUCGGUGUUAGAGGUGACAGUGUACGACGAGGACAGGGACCAUAAAGUAGAGUUUCUCGGCAAAGUCGCCAUACCUCUUCUAAGGAUAAGGAACGGUGAGAAACGAUGGUACGCGUUAAAGGACAAAAAACUGAGGGGUCGUGCCAAAGGAAAUUCUCCGCAAAUUCUUUUGGAGCUGAACGUGGUGUGGAACGUUGUCAGAGCAUGUGUUCGAACGUUAAAUCCCAAGGAGAAGAAGUACAUGGAACCGGAGAUAAAGUUCAAAAGACAAGUGUUUUUACGUAACGUUCUCAGGCUGAAGGCAAUCAUCGUUAUCGUGAUUGAUAUUGGAAAAUACGUGCAGAGCUGUUGGGAAUGGGAAAAUAAAAUGAGAAGCAUCAUCGCACUGGUCAUCUUUAUUUUGGGCUGUUACUACUUUGAACCUUACAUGUUUCCUGGAGUAGCACUCCUUAUUCUGUUAAAGUAUUAUCUGGUUGCAGUAAUAACCGGUACACCCUUAUCGCAUCAAUCGAGUUCCCACUUCCACGACGAGGGUGACGAAGGUCCUGCCACUCCUGGGGACGACGACGACGACGAUGACGAUAAGGACAAAGAAGAGAAAAAAAGUCUAAAGGAACGCUUGCAAGCAAUUCAGGAGGUGACUCAGACUGUUCAGAACUCGAUCGGUUACAUAGCCAGCCUCUGUGAAAGAGUGAAGAAUCUCUUCAAUUUCACUGUUCCUUAUUUGAGUUAUUUAGCCAUGAUUUUGGCGAUUCUCGGUGUUGCUGUCCUGUAUUUCAUCCCUCUGAGAUACCUUAUCCUAGUAUGGGGCGUCAAUAAAUUCUCCAGGAAAAUUGUCCGGCCUCACUCGGUUCCAAACAACGAGCUCCUAGACCUCAUAACUAGAGUGCCCGAUGACGAGGAGCUCCUUAAUUACAGAGAGUUGAAACCAUUACCAACUGCCGACUGUGAGAAGAGCAGUACAUCGGGCAGUCCAGGUGCAUCGAAUUUAACGCGGAGGGAACAGAGGAAAAGGCAUAAGGCCGCGUAGCAGCAUGCCCCGCGGCCGGAAGUCGCGGGUCUACGAUCACCGAGCAUCCUGAGGACGGUCCUGCUGCGCCGUAAGAUGCGCCAGCGAAAGGGAUCAGCGGAGAAUCCGGAUGUGAUCGACAUAGACUGAGAAACGUUUUGUUUCCACUCGUAGUUGUCUAGCUAGGGGGGGAUUUUCAUCAUUCUAGUUUUCAGUCUAAUCUGGUCACGUUAAGAACACCUCGCGUGGUAUAUCUUCGAAGUCUGAAAUGUUUUAUUCUCAGUGAGGGUAGUUUUACAUCAUAUUAUGAAGAGAAAUAGGAAAUAGAUAAGAUAUAGUUAGAGGAUGAAAGAGAUCAACCACCAGAUGGUCGAGUUCACUGUAAUAAGAAAGAGAAAA
Messenger RNA from Bombus impatiens (common eastern bumble bee), 3931 nucleotides. RefSeq names its product multiple C2 and transmembrane domain-containing protein (gene Mctp). Bases 365 to 3553 code for a protein of 1062 amino acids. NCBI's taxonomy places the organism in Eukaryota, Metazoa, Arthropoda, Insecta, Hymenoptera, Apidae. The record is from RefSeq and is a predicted model, not a curated record. Gene Ontology annotation, cellular component: synaptic vesicle membrane. Gene Ontology annotation, molecular function: calcium ion binding. The transcript has 9 exons. Gene Ontology annotation, biological process: regulation of neurotransmitter secretion.